AUGUAUCAGGACGAGGACGAAGCUCACGGUGAUUCCGCCACACAAGCCGGGAGUGACCAUGGGAGUCAUAUCGCGCCUGAUACUGACAUCGACUCGAAUGACUCUGCAUAUGGCGAUGACGCAAUCACAGAAACCACGUCCAUUUCGUCGUGGAUAAGAGACUACCGCAUCGAGAAUGGACGGACAUAUCACUCCUUCAAAGACGGCAAAUACUGGGGCUCCAACGACGAAGAAGCCAACGAACACCUAGACAUCGGACACAACCUAUACAUGAAGACGCUCAACGGGCGACUAUUUCUCGCCCCGAUCAGCCCUGCGCCCGAACAGAUCCUCGAUCUCGGCACCGGCACGGGCGCCUGGGCGAUCGACGUGGCCGACAUGUUCCCGUCGGCGCUGGUGAUUGGCACGGACCUGUCGCCGAUCCAGCCGACCUGGAUUCCGCCCAACGUGCGCUUCGAGAUCGACGACAUGGAGUCGGAAUGGACCUUUUCCGAAUCGCAGUUCGACCUGAUCCACAUCCGCGGCCUGCACGGCACCAUCACCGACUGGCCCGCCCUGUACGCGCAGUGCCUGCGCUGCCUCAAACCCGGCGGCUACCUUGAGCAGGCGGAGUACUCGGCGCAGUUCUCCAGCGACGACAACAGUCUGCUGCCGGACGGCGGCAUCGCCGCCUGGAACCGAGUCGGCCCGGAGUGUCACUGCAAGCUGAACCGCGAGCUGCAGGUCCUCGACGGCAUGAGGCAGCACAUGGUCGACGCCGGCUUCGAGGACGUCACGGAACAUCGCUUCAAGUGGCCCAUCGGGCCGUGGGCGCGCGAUCCCGCGCUCAAGGAUCUGGGCCAGUGGUCCCGUGCGCAUGUCGAGACCGGCCUCGAGAACUGGACUUUGAGACUGCUGACUUCCGUGUUGGGCUGGUCGGCCGAUGAGGUGAGGGUGCUUUGCGCCAAUGUCCGUGCCGAGAUCAGGAACCCUAGAGUCCAUGCCAUCCAUCGUAUGAAUAUCGUCUAUGGGCGGAAACCCGGUGGCUGA
Molecule: messenger RNA, 1029 nt
Organism: Capronia coronata CBS 617.96
Lineage: Eukaryota; Fungi; Ascomycota; Eurotiomycetes; Chaetothyriales; Herpotrichiellaceae
Exons: 4
Coding region: 1-1029 (342 amino acids)
Molecular function (GO): methyltransferase activity
Source: RefSeq, a predicted model, not a curated record